Messenger RNA from Jaminaea rosea, 459 nucleotides. RefSeq lists its product as hypothetical. Lineage: Eukaryota; Fungi; Basidiomycota; Exobasidiomycetes; Microstromatales. The record is from RefSeq and is a predicted model, not a curated record. The transcript has a single exon. Bases 24 to 341 code for a protein of 105 amino acids.
CUGGCGGCCAUGCGCUCCUGGGUAUGGACGGGAAUUGUCAUUCCUUUGGUGCACCACACGUGCGAGCUGCAGUGGUCGCCGAGUUGAGCGGAAAGAAAGGGGCUCGGGCCUCAGUUAGCUCUUCGCCCGCUCGUGUCGUUUCCCUCCUCUCCGUCGCCACAGUGCCCGUCCCCUCUGCUCCACUACCGCUGCUAGGCGCUAGUCCACCACUCGUGGGGCCGGAUCCUUCGCCACCCCUGCCGCAGUCGUUGCCGACGUCGUCUCGCGGCCUUGGCUCUCCGCUCCUAUCGCCUCUCCGCCUCUUGUCUCUGUCCACUCACUCAGGAGGUUCGACUCCUUGAGCCGCGAACGUGCAGCUGACGAGCGCCAUUGGCUCGAUGGCUCCUGGCAAUUUCCUAGGCAUGUAGGUAAGGGGUCUGCGUAGGCCUGUGGUCAUCAGAGGAGGCCAAAUUAGCCAAG